AUGGCGCACAGAGCAGAGCAGAUACGGACGGUCUUCAUCACUUCAUUAAGCACAUUUUGUGGAUUCUUCCUGUCGUGUCUGGUUUCUUUCGCUGCUUUUAGACCAGUCCUCUCUGACUCCGUGUUCAGCGCCGGUCUCUCAGCCACAGCUCCCGCCGCUGCCGCCAGAGAUCUCCGGUACCUCCUGUAUGACGUGAACCCCCCAGAGGGUUUCAAUCUGCGCAGAGAUGUCUACAUCCGCAUGGCCUCCCUGGUGAAGACUCUGAGGAAGGAGGGCGAUGACUGGGUGUUGGUGCUUCCUCCGUGGGGUCGUCUGUACCACUGGCAGAGCCCCAACAUCCACCAGGUCCGCAUCCCGUGGGGAGAGUUCUUCAGCCUCACCAGCCUGCAGGCCAACGUCCCCGUCGUUGAGUAUGAGGAGUUUAUCGCUGAGAAUGGGGGCCCGUUCAUAGACCAGGUUCUGGUCCUUCAGAACUACGCUGAGGGAUGGACUGAUGGGAAAUGGGAGGAAAAGGUUGAUGAGCGGCCUUGCAUUGAGAAGCUGAUGUACUCCAGAGAUAAACAGGGUUACUACAGGGGCUGGUUUUGGGGCUUUGAGGAGACGAGAGCUCGAAAUGUAACAUGCAUAUCAGCCCAAGGCCACGCCUCCAUCAUGGCGCCUGUUCUCCAGAAAAACAUCACAGUGACAUCAGUUAUGCUUGACCGCGCUGAGACACUCCUCCAUGACCACUAUGCUGGGAAAGACUACUGGGAUACCCGCCGCAGCAUGGUUUUUGCCAAACACCUGCGUCUGAUAGGAGAUGACUUCAGAGCGAAGCACCUGAACUCUUCAGACGACAGAGACCACACGGUUUACAGCGAGGACUGGACUCGUAUGAAAGCCAAGCUGGGUUCAGCUAAAGGGGGUCCAUACCUGGGGGUCCACUUACGCAGGAAGGACUUCAUCUGGGGGCACAGAGAGGACGUACCCAGCCUGAAGGGGGCGGUCAAGAAAAUGCGAAGCUUGAUGAAGAAGCACAAACUGGAUGCUGUGUUUGUUGCAACGGAUGCAGACGGUGACGAACUAAAGGAGUUGAAGAAGUUGUUGCCUGAAAUGGUUCGGUUUGAGCCUUCAGCAGAAGAUCUGGAGCUCCUGAAGGAUGGAGGAGUGGCCAUUAUUGACCAGUGGAUAUGUGCACAUGCGAGAUAUUUCAUAGGAACCUCAGUUUCCACCUUCUCUUUCCGGAUCCAUGAAGAGAGGGAGAUCCUUGGUUUUGAGCCUAAAACUACAUACAACCGUUUCUGUGGGGACACUGAGAGAGAAUGUGAACAGCCCACACACUGGAAAAUCGUCUAUUGAUGUGACCUCUGACUUACCGACACACACAAGUGCCAAUAGCAGUGUUCAAAGGGACCUUUAUCUGAAAUAUACCAGAUAUCUUUACUAUUUAUGCUGUAUUUUUUACUUUGAAGAUGUGCAAUCCCGUCUGUUUGACCCCUGUGACUGAAAACGACGAUAAAAGAGUCGAGUCUGCUGCCAAACAUGUUUUACUGUGAUGUUUCAGUAAAUCUGCAGAUAUUUGAUUGGUUUGUGUUUAUCCCUCAUGUCUGCCUGUUACACAUGUCCUAUGAUGGAAACAUAUUGUGUUGUGUUAUAGUUCUCGAGACUCUAAACUUUAUUUAUGUUUCAUGUAAAAGCAUGAAAUAAUGUUCAGAAAGCACAAGAUGAAGACGGUGGAAUUUUAACUAAAGAGGAGAUAUUUUAAAACUGCAUCUUUAUUUUGAUUAUUUUACCAAAGCAGAAGGUUUGGUCAUUUAGUCUCACAAACAUUUUCAGUUAUUUUUCAAACCAAAUCUUUUGCAGAGAAAUGCUCUUAAACUUGCAGUGAUUUGCUUACAUUUUGCUUGCAGUUUCCUUUUUUUUUUUUUAAACUGUUUUAUUGACAAUCCAGGUCAAACAUUGGUAACAUACAAUAGCUUUCAGUCUUUUUUACUGCCUUUUUGUCCGGCAUUGCUUUGUUUUGUGUUUUUUUGUGCCAACAACUUUGACCAGAAGGGUAGUACAUCGUCUUCCAACCUCGUGUCUGGGACAUCCUGUCAAAAUUAGAUUUGCAAAUUUGAACCAAACUAAUGAUAAAACACUUAUUAAAUACAGUGGUCUCUUUUUAACACUCUGGGAACCUUGUGUGCAUAUUUCUCAUUUUUCAAUAAUUUUGGCUGAGUUCAUGCAUACGGCAGGGAUUUUGGUAAGAUUGUGUAUUUUUAGUUGAUCUUGUUAUUUCCAGCUUAGCUCCUACAGUAAGUCUAAAAUACACUGUUGACAAGCAAGAGUUACACUCUGGACCUUUAGCUCAUAAUAUGUGCAGAAUGAGAUCAAUGGUGCAUUUUAUGCACUAAAGGUCCUAAAAGGGAGUAUUUGUCACUGCACAAAAAAAUAAUAAUGCUUGACAUCAGUGUUGCUGCUAAUCACUGACAUAUCCCAGCCUGUAAUAAUCCAAAAUAAAAAAAACUACCUUGCAUGUAGUAUAUUGAAAUUAAUUCAUAUUUUCUAUUUUCUCAUUUGAAAACAUGGUGCCUGACGUUUAAAGGGUUAAAAUCUUCAAAAAUUCAAUAAUAUUUGACAUCAAUAUUUAGGACAGAUGUAGCUGAAAAACUGAGCUCCAUUCAAGUAGAAUAAUAAAUAAAUGUAUAAUACUUUUUCAUGGUGACAAUAUGAGGAGUGCAUAUUCUGGUGCCAGAGGGUUAAGAAAGCAUGUAUGCCUGUUCCCUGUGGGUUUUAUCUGUUAAAUAUCAAAUUGAUGUUAGUUUUAGACCAUAAUGCAUCACUUUUGUUCCUGUUUUUCUGUUAGGUUCUCAGAUUGUCUUGGAUGAAAGUACGGGGGAACCUCUGGGUUACCAAAUGAGUCUCGCUCUAAAACCCAGACAAAGGGGUCAUUUCAGAAAAACAGAGCUCUAAAGACCUGCUAGUGGCCAGACAUCAAGAAAACCUUUAAAGGGAGCUCCUCAUAUAAUGACAUGCUGAUUUUACCGCAGUAACAUUCAAACCUUUUACACGUAUUUUUACAAAGAAACACACAAGAUUUCUACAUUUUAGAGAGAAUUUUUAAAAAGUGUCUCAUGUAUGUUGUGAUUUUCUUGCAAUGCAUUCUGGGUACUGAUGUCCUCUGACUGCAAUGGUCUUGUUUUCACGACUUUAAGAUCGUAUUCAUUCAAUUCAAUAGAAAAAAAAAAACAACUCAAGGCAUUACAAAAAACAAAGAGCAGAAGUCUAACACUAUAUCAAGACUGCAAAUAUAAAAAACUAUAAAGAAUAGAUAUUUUUAAACACGUGCAGUACAUCUCUGUCUAAAUACAAUAAUGAACACUAUAAACAGAUGACUUUCAGUGUAAGUCUCAGAUAUCAACAGUUAAAUAUAUGAAACAAGCUGUACAGUUAUGGACAUAAAAUGAAAGCUGAGAAAGGUUGUAGUGCAAAGAGACGAAGAUUUCAACCCGUUAAUAAAUGCAUUUAUUAUGUAUUUAUUAUUUAGGGUCGUCACAGUGACUGUGACUGUUGUAUCUACCCUGAUCUACAUUAGAGUCAUUUCUUCCUUCAUGCCCCCAGGUUUAAAGGAUGACACUCUACAGCACGGGUUUUCAAAGUGUGAGAAAAAUGAGCUUUGCUCUCUGCUGUGCAUGGAGCAAACUGGGCAGAUUUAUAGUUAAUGUAGAGGCUAUACAAGAGUCGACUGUUAAAGUUAGGAUUUUCCUGCAUUGGUUCUGAUGGAGUUCAACAGCCACAGUGUUUGAUAAGCAAAGAUGCACAUCCUAAUGACAGCAUAAGGCCGUUUUAAUUCUGGGAUCGUAUCGAGACAAAGCGCUCAGUCUAGUGACCAAACCAGGUUUGGUUUUUUUUUUACUACAAUAAGUAAAAUGAAUUUCAGUUACUGAAGGUAUCUUAGACGUAAAUGUGUAAAAACAGCUGUUUAAGUCAUAUUGGGGGUGGGGGUCCAUGGAUUAUAUAUUUUCUAGCAGGGGAGGCUGACAUCCCCACACUUUGAAAACCCUUGUUCUACUGUAAGGGUAACGAUGCCGUAUGACUACAUCCUUCUUCCUGUGUGAUGCAGUUUUAGCAAACAGGCUUCUAUACUGCAGAUUAACGUGAUCAUAAUCAAAGAUAUGGAACGAACCAUGCAAACAUGUGACAUUUGCACCAGAAUGCAUCGCACACAAAUGUUAGACUGCAGAUGAAUCUAUUUUUAAAUUUACUUAAAAAGUAGUGUGUUUCUUUGUACAGUUUACAUAUAGGAGACACUAGAGUAAAGCUGAUGAAGUCCUCAUAUUUAACAUGCAGGUUUACGAUUAAAGCAGAACCAAACACAUCCAAGUUCAUGAUCAGUUAAAAAGAGACAUUUCAGUUCAGGUGAGAAAUAAUCCUCCAUGCCGCUCUGUUGUUUUGUAUGCAGUGCCAGUAUUAAGAUUUAUAUUUGAGUAUUAUUAUGUCGUAUUGAACUCUUACUUCCUUGUCUUUUAUUUUAAUGCAGUAGACAUCAGCAUAUAUUAUCCCUUUAUGGUUGUGGUAGUGAUAAAACCAUUUGAAUGGUAUGAAAUGCCACUGAGGAGCUACUGCCAGCCACAGAUGAAGCUGG
Molecule: messenger RNA, 4606 nt
Organism: Cheilinus undulatus (humphead wrasse)
Lineage: Eukaryota; Metazoa; Chordata; Actinopteri; Labriformes; Labridae
Gene: pofut2
Product: protein O-fucosyltransferase 2
Exons: 9
Coding region: 1-1338 (445 amino acids)
Biological process (GO): protein O-linked glycosylation via fucose
Molecular function (GO): peptide-O-fucosyltransferase activity
Source: RefSeq, a predicted model, not a curated record